GACAACAUUAAUGGCGGAGGAAAAAGCGACGCCCAUUGCAUUUGCGCUCACUAUUCUGAGCUGGGCACACCAAAAUAAGGGACAUGGUUGUCCAGAGCUUAUUUGGUGUCCGUCACAAGGCACCUCUCUUCUAUCACACAUCUUCCAGUUCUGCUCAUGGAGAUGAAUGCUCGAGGAAGGCCGUUUCAAUGGUAUUCUCAAAAUACAUGCCUCUUAAGGAAAAUGAAAGUACAAUGGUGGAAAGAAGGUUCAGAUAUCCAAUCCCAUUUUCUGUCUCAUGCAAGGCCGCUAGUACCAACGGCACUUCUGCAGAAACAUCAAUAGCAAGUGCCAAGAAAGAUGUUCUAAAAGCAUUGUCUCAAAUAAUAGACCCUGACUUUGGGACUGACAUUGUUUCAUGUGGGUUUGUAAAAGACAUAGAACUGGAUGAGAUCUCUGGAGAGGUUUCAUUUAGACUCGAGCUAACGACACCUGCGUGCCCCAUCAAAGAUAUGUUUGAACAGCAAGCAAAUGAUGUAGUGGCUGCAUUACCUUGGGUGCAAAAAGUUAGCGUGACAAUGUCUGCACAACCUGCAAAGCCUGUUUUUAUGGAGGAAAUGCCAACAGGCUUGAAAGCUGUUUCUAACAUUAUUGCUGUUUCUAGUUGCAAGGGAGGUGUAGGUAAGUCAACUGUUGCUGUAAAUCUAGCCUACACAUUGGCUGGGAUGGGAGCAAGAGUGGGCAUAUUUGAUGCAGAUGUUUAUGGGCCAAGUUUACCAACAAUGGUUUCUCCAGAGAACCGUCAAUUGCAAAUGGUGCCAGAGACAAAAUCUAUAAUCCCAACAGAAUAUCUAGGUGUAAAGCUGGUGUCAUUUGGAUUUGCUGGUCAAGGUCGUGCUAUAAUGCGUGGACCAAUGGUUUCUGGAGUCAUUAAUCAGCUUCUCACUACAACUGAAUGGGGAGAGUUAGACUAUCUUUUGAUUGAUAUGCCUCCUGGAACAGGUGACAUACAGUUGACAUUAUGCCAGGUAGUUCCUUUAACGGCAGCUGUGAUAGUCACAACUCCUCAAAAGUUGGCAUUCAUUGAUGUUGCAAAGGGUGUGCGGAUGUUUUCAAAACUAAAGGUCCCAUGUGUUGCAGUUGUUGAAAAUAUGUGCCAUUUUGAUGCUGAUGGAAAAAGGUAUUACCCUUUUGGUAAGGGUUCCGGUUCCCAGGUUGUUCAGCAAUUUGGAAUUCCAUAUCUGUUUGAGCUGCCCAUCAGACCUGCUCUCUCUGCUUCUGGAGAUUGUGGAAAUCCAGAAGUGGUCAAUAAACCUCAAGGUGAUAUUGCUAAAAUAUUCUCAGAUAUUGGUGUCUGUGUUGUGCAGCAGUGUGCAAAGCUUCGUCAACAAGUUUCAACAGCAGUGGCAUAUGAUAAGACAAACCAAGCAAUCAGAGUGAAAGUUCCAGGUUCAGAUGAAGAAUUCUUCUUGCACCCUGCAACUGUGAGACGGAAUGACCGUUCAGCUCAAAGUGUUGAUGAGUGGACUGGUGAACAAAAACUACAAUAUACUGAUGUACCCGAGGACAUAGAACCAGAGAGCAUCAGGCCUAUGGGAAACUAUGCUGUGUCUAUAACUUGGCCAGAUGGUUUUAGUCAGGUGGCACCUUAUGAUCAAUUGCAAGGUAUAGAAAGAUUAGUGGAUAUUCCGAACCCUGCUCUACAGAAGAAUGAUGUUGCAAAUGGUACUUCCACAAAUCAAAUUCAAGUCAAGCCUUCUACAGAUAAGAGUAGAACUGCUGCAGGAGCUAUUUUGGAACAUGCCAGUGCACUCAAAGAAAUGAAAUAGGACAUGAUAAUUUUGGUUGCUUCUUCAGUAGGUCCUCUCCUCUGUCUAGCAUAUGUAUCAUCGUGUAGUCAGUUUUAUGAGGUUCUGAUACAAAAAAAAUGUAUAUGUUUCAAGAAUCUUCUGUAAGGUUUCUUUUGUAAUAGCUAUGAGUAGAGUUCCUUGUGAUAAAUACUUACAGAAUUAUUUCUAAUACUUGGUGCUUGGACAACUUGUUUCAACGAAUGUACAUAGCAAUUUCAGAUGAAAUUUCAUCAACAUGUCCAUAGAAAUCUGAUAGAAUCAAUAGCUCAUGGCUGAUUAGUACUAAAUCAGAAAUAUCCUGAUGUAAACUGCAAGUUCUUACACAAAAGGAAAUGUUUUAAAA
Molecule: messenger RNA, 2172 nt
Organism: Cryptomeria japonica (Japanese cedar)
Lineage: Eukaryota; Viridiplantae; Streptophyta; Pinopsida; Cupressales; Cupressaceae
Product: fe-S cluster assembly factor HCF101, chloroplastic
Exons: 15
Coding region: 84-1808 (574 amino acids)
Biological process (GO): iron-sulfur cluster assembly
Cellular component (GO): chloroplast stroma
Molecular function (GO): 4 iron, 4 sulfur cluster binding; ATP binding; ATP-dependent FeS chaperone activity
Source: RefSeq, a predicted model, not a curated record